Messenger RNA from Mucor mucedo, 718 nucleotides. Its product is annotated as DNA-directed RNA polymerase III, subunit Rpc31. The record is from RefSeq and is a predicted model, not a curated record. The coding region runs from base 24 to 671 and encodes 215 amino acids. Gene Ontology annotation, biological process: transcription by RNA polymerase III. The transcript is spliced from 4 exons. Lineage: Eukaryota; Fungi; Mucoromycota; Mucoromycetes; Mucorales; Mucoraceae. Gene Ontology annotation, cellular component: RNA polymerase III complex.
UUUUUCUUUCCUAUAAUUAUAAAAUGUCUCGCGGAGGAAGAGGUGGAGGUUUUGGUGGUGGCAGAGGUGGUGGCCAGCAAGGUGCCAUGCAACUUGUCUCAUUUGAUUUAAUGAAAGAUCUGGGUUCUGGCAAUUUGUUUAAUGUGAACACCGCCUUAUUUCCUGAAAUGGAUGUGCCUAUUCCACGUAAACCAACCUCGAACGAAAUUCAAGAAUGGAAAUUGAGAAAAGAAUAUUUAAACAUGAUUAAGGACUCGCCGUUUCAUUUAACAGCUCCUCCUCCACCACCCGAUAUCGAAAGAUACUCUGAUAAAUAUAAAGUAGUUGCUCCCAAACGUAGUUUACGAGAAAUAGAAACCAACUUGGAUUUCUUUCCCGAUGAAUUACAGGUUCUCUUGGAUCCCAAGAGAAGAAAGAAGAAGCAAAAGGUGAAUACAGCUCAAGACGAAUAUGGACAGAUUGAAGCACUACUUAAUGCCGAAGGAAAGGAUGGUGAUGAAGAUGAAGAAGGAGAGGAUGGUGAAAAGAAGGACGAUGAAGAUGCUGAAAAUGAUGAUGAAUAUGAAGACGAAGAAGAAUUAGUCGAUGAUAAUGAUUAUGGUCAAAAUUACUUUGAUAAUGGUGAAGGCGACGAUGUUGAUGACGAUGAUGGUGAAGAUACUUACUCAUAAUAAUAAUACUAUAAAAAACACACAUAUACAUACACAUUUACUUUUAA